This is a messenger RNA of Hypomesus transpacificus, 2383 nucleotides long. It is a transcript of the gene tmem106bb, whose product is annotated as transmembrane protein 106Bb. The coding region runs from base 119 to 925 and encodes 268 amino acids. Lineage: Eukaryota; Metazoa; Chordata; Actinopteri; Osmeriformes; Osmeridae. The record is from RefSeq and is a predicted model, not a curated record. The transcript is spliced from 8 exons.
GGGCGUUUCUUUGAGCACUGAUUUACAUGAUACCGAUACAGCUAGCUAGCUUCAUGCCAGGAACGACUGCAAAUAAAUUGCUAGCCUCUGACAACAUCGAUAGCUGGUGUGCGUGACUAUGGGAAAGUCCCUCUCCCACCUGCCCAAGCAGACAUCCCACGACGAGUGUCAGGACAGUCUGACAACCCACCAGGACUACAAUGGCAUGGGUGAUGAUGGAAAAGGGGGAGAUGUGUCCCAGUUCCCCUACGUGGAAUUUACUGGCCGUGACAGUGUCACGUGCCCCACCUGCCAGGGCACAGGGAGAAUCCCUAGAGGUCAAGAAAAUCAGUUGGUGGCUUUGAUUCCAUACAGUGACCAGCGACUCAGACCCAGAAGAACAAAGCUGUAUGUGACAGCUUCAGUGAUUGUGUGUCUGCUGCUGUCCAGCCUGGCGGUCUUUUUCCUCUUUCCACGCAGCAUUGAUGUGUCCUACGUGGGGGUGAAGUCAGUCUUUGUCAGCUAUGACCAGGACAAGCGUAUUGUCUAUCUCAAUAUUACAAACACUUUAAACAUCACCAAUAACAACUACUACUCGGUGGAGGUGGCCAACAUUGCAGCACAGGUGCAGUUCUCCAAAACGGUGAUUGGGAAGGCACGCAUCAGCAACAUAACUGCCAUCAGUCCCCUGGACAUGAAGCAGAUGGACUAUAUGGUUCCUACCAUCAUAGCAGACGAGAUGAGUUACAUGUAUGAUUACUGCACCCUGCAGACCAUCAAGGUGCACAACAUUGUGGUCAUGAUGCAGGUAACCAUCACAGUCAGAUACUUUGGGCACAUCGAGCAGGUUUCCCAGGAGAUGUACCAGUAUGUGGACUGUGGAGGGAACACUACCUCUAUCCAUGGGCAGGCCAAGCCAUCCAACGUCCUGCUUCCCCCUGAAUAAUAUACACACGCUUUAUGUAUAACACCCCCCUUCCCUCUCUCUGACCUGCUCCUAGGCCAUGACAUGGGCUUAGUGGAGGCUAGCCAUAGAUAGUUCACUGUGUUCAACGCUUUCUCGUACUUCACUUCCUUCUCCACACAGCAAACACAUUCCACUGUGUGUUUCAUUUCUAUGCUUGUUGACUGGUGUUGGAUGUACAUUUUUGUAAAAUGGCCGAUGUUGUCACGUUCCAGCAGAGAUUAACUGAUGGCUCUGACACGACUAUCAAAAGAACGUGAUUUUUCCGGAGGUACACUAUAUCAAAAUGGCAGCAUGGAUGAAUAUAUAUUUUUAUCACCCAACCAGGAUGCACUUUAUGCACUUCUGACAGAGCACACUGGGUACCGCGGCUGUUACCGUAUCACCCAAGAGUCAAUGCAUUUUCUAACACUGUAAAUGGAUAUGGUAUAUAUUCAGAGUUUGGCAACUCCUCAUCCAUAUGUGGGUGAAGAGAAUCUUGAAAGUGUUCUCUCAUUAAGAUAGAACUCACAAUGAUGGAGCAAUAGUGUGUAUUAUGAUUACAUGUUUGCUUAGUAUGUCUGCCCUCUUACUGCCCUCACAGCUUUAAUUAUUGUCAUUAUCUGUGAUGCUGAAGUUCUCCAGUAGGGGGUGCUGUGUACAUGUUUUCAGCUGUACAAAAUGUUUACCUACCUUCCUAUAGGGUGAUCUCAGUGUUUGUGCUGUAAUGAUCACUUGAAAGGCAGAAAUGCCAGCUAAAUCGUAAUUUCAAGGCAUAAAUGUACCUUUACUCAACUGCAGCUUUGAGUCAGUACAGGUGCUGAGGCAUCAUUUGAUGUUGGAUCAUCUCUAACACUGUGGCUACUAAAUCACCAUGGGCGACCACUGAGAUACACAUACAUAUAUGCUUAUAAAAAGACCAAGGGGCUUUGUGAGUUUUGAUAAAGGACUGGUUGGCAUUUCAGACCUUAUUUGACAAUUUGUGGAAUUUCCUAGAUUAGAACAAGAAAUGAAUUAUACCAUACUUAAGUAUGAUUGUAUCUAUUCCAGAGGAUUUUUGAAAGCUUAAAAGUUGGAAUAUUUAACUAUACUCAUUCAAAGUACCACAAAAAGUACAGAAGUUUUAGUUUUAUUUUCAGUAGAAAUUUUAGAAACCUAGAGUAAAAUUAAUAACAAUUUUGUUUGUUCCUACAAGCACUUUAACCUGUUUUAAAUGUUUUAGAUUAGCUAAAUUUGCUGUCCUGUGGAAGAUUAAUUUGUAUUGUCACAAAUCUGUUUAUAUUUGCUGUAGGCUCUAUGUGUAGAACUUAACCUCUAUUUAUUUUAACAGUCAUUACGCUUGUUUUGAAGAGUACUAUGACAGUUUUCAUAGAUUGUCAUUACGUUGAUCUCAUAAUAUGUAAUUAUGGAAUCCCAUAGUGUGGUAUCAGUUUUUACCGCAUGAAUAAACUUUUAAAGCAC